This is a messenger RNA of Raphanus sativus (radish), 1086 nucleotides long. Its product is annotated as F-box/kelch-repeat protein At4g38940-like. Lineage: Eukaryota; Viridiplantae; Streptophyta; Magnoliopsida; Brassicales; Brassicaceae. The record is from RefSeq and is a predicted model, not a curated record. Bases 1 to 1086 code for a protein of 361 amino acids. The transcript has a single exon. Gene Ontology annotation, molecular function: protein binding.
AUGGUUUCCAAAAUACAGGCAGAGGAUGAGAAAUCCUCAGAAGCACAGUCGUCUCUGAUUCUUCCCUCACUUCCUGAAGAUGUAAUCAUUGACAUCUUAGCGCGUUUAUCAAGAUUCGACUAUCCAACACUCUCCCUUGUUUCCAAGCACUUUCGGUCACUUGUUACUUUGCCUGAGCUAUAUGCAAGAAGAUCCUUGUUGGACUGCACCGAGAACUAUCUCUAUGUUGUCCUCUGUGACAUAAGCACCUCCUCCUUUUUUUACCGUUGGUGUAUCCUCUGCCGGAAAGCCAACGACAGUCACAGCUUGGUCCGUGCCCCCUCGACGUUUCCUUAUUUGUAUUAUCCUGAAAGCUCUGUGGCAGUGGGUUCGAGGAUAUAUGUUUUUGGUGGGAUUGACGAUAAAUAUAUGACGACAGAAGCGUUUAGCUUGGAUUGUAGAUCCCACACAGUGGAACCCAUCCCAAGCAUGCCUGUUGCUUUGGUUUGUAAAUUCGCUGCCUUCAUCGACGGGAAAAUAUAUGUUAUUGGAAUUGGAUGUUGCUAUAGAAAGACUGAGAUGGUGGUGUUCGAUAUAGAAACGCAAAAGUGGGAGCAUGCAAUGAUUAAGCCAGAUAUGGAGGAAGGUCUCAGAGGAAGCUAUGCUUGUGCGGUGAUGGCAGAUAAAAUAUACCUAAAUAAUGGUAAUAAAAGCUACGUGUACGAGCCAAGGGAAAGUAAAUGGGAAACAGACGAUAUGCUGAGUUCCAUGUUUUGGGAGCAUGCAUGUGUGGUUGAUGAUGUAUUGUACUAUCAUGAUCGGGCCAUGAACACCUUAAGAGCGUAUGAUCCAAAUCAGAAGUCUUGGGGAGUGGUGGAAGGCUUGAAAGAACUGUUGGCUGAGACAAGAGAUCUACAGUGGUGGUCGUAUACUGUGAAUUACGGUGGGAAUAUGGCUCUCCUUUUCAGUAGAACAGGUAAGAUUUGGUGCGCUGAGAUUUCACUGGAAAGACGUCAAGGAGGGGAGAUUUGGGGUAAAGUUAAGUGGCCUGAUCAUGUUUUCACUGGAAAAUCUGGAAUUAGUAAAUCUCUAACUGUUAUGGUUUGA